Molecule: messenger RNA, 1285 nt
Organism: Cuscuta epithymum
Lineage: Eukaryota; Viridiplantae; Streptophyta; Magnoliopsida; Solanales; Convolvulaceae
Source: the annotation of a GenBank genome assembly
GUUUGACUUACACACAUAUUGGGGAAAUAAAAAGGUCAAAUAAGUCCUUAUAUAGGAGGCUCUGUCCGGCCGUCGCGAUUUGAGGCAGUUACCGGUGGAAUUUUUUGAUGAAAUUUUUUGAUUCAUCAAGUCUAGUUUACUCAUACCAAAUUUCAGCUAAAACUUCAAUCGGAAACGCAUUCAAAGUAAUUCUUGAAGAUAACUGCGCAUUUAUUGGUAUGAGUAACUAGACUUGAUGAAUAAGAUAUUCAAAAAAAUUCAUCAAAAUAUUCCACCGAGAAUCACCCCAAAUCACGACGGCCGAACAUAGUCUCCUAUAUAAGGACUUAUUUGAUCAUUUUUUUUCAAAUAAAAAACCACCCCCACUCUUAGUUUGGAUAAGUACUGCACAUUCUCUCCUGUACGGAGAUUCGCCCCCACACGUUCCUCAUUUUCCGUUCAGUUUCUGGUUUCUUCCCAAGUCGUCAUCUUCCAAGAAACGCCGAGAAACUACCGAAAAUUCCACAAGCCUCGCAGAAAAUCAAGCCGACAUUUUACUGCUGUCUCGGAAAAAAUGGGAAGUGAAUCAACGGAUCAAAACCAUCGCCCCUCAACCCGGGACCUAAAACCCAGUUCUUCCGGACCCAGAUCCAAAGGAUCAAAAGUCUGCGCCGCCUGUAGCCACCAGCGGAGAAAAUGCGGCCCAAACUGCCCCUUAGCUCCUUACUUUCCGGCGUGCAAACGGCGAGAUUUCAUCAAUGCCCACAAACUGUUCGGCAUAAAGAACCUCACCAAAGCUCUGGCCAGCAUCGAUGAAGAAUACAGGGACGAUUUCAUGGUGUCCGUAAUCUAUGAAGCCAAUGCCCGCGCUGCCGAUCCCGUUGGUGGCUGCCGCAAUACGAUCAGGACUCUGUAUAGCCAGUUGCAAUGUAGCAUUGCGGAAUUGGAAGCUGUGAAUCAGGAACUCGCGUUUUAUCGGUCCAGAUACCAGGACAUGAAAUUGGCGACGGCGGCAGCUUUUGACCAGCAGGCGCAACCCGGCCAAGGGUUUUGCCGGUUAAAUUCGGGUCGAGUUUCAAGUCACACGCAAAAUUUAAGUAGCCAAGAGACUCAAUCAUCAGUCGGUGGUCAAUCAUUUUCUUUGACUCCGAUUGAUCAGUGAGAUUUUUAGGUCUGCAAUUUAUUUGAUAUGUACUCAUUAGCUUCUACUCGUAUAUGCUUAAAUAUUGCAACUAAGUUAUUUAUGCCCUUCUUUAAUCUUUUGUGAGAAAUUGUUACCCUCAUUUUGAAAACAAGGAAACAUUUU